Messenger RNA from Branchiostoma belcheri (Belcher's lancelet), 1169 nucleotides. RefSeq names its product ras association domain-containing protein 2-like. Bases 1 to 1008 code for a protein of 335 amino acids. Lineage: Eukaryota; Metazoa; Chordata; Leptocardii; Amphioxiformes; Branchiostomatidae. The record is from RefSeq and is a predicted model, not a curated record. Gene Ontology annotation, biological process: signal transduction. The transcript is spliced from 9 exons.
AUGGAGGGCAACACAGAGAGCAGUUCUUUCUCCAAAGUACCAAGGGAGGAACUGCUCUCCAGACUGAAGACCUACAACUUGUACCACUCUGAGAAAGGCAGCACUGUGCAACUCAGGUCCACACAGGUUAACAGUCAGGAUGGAGACAACUUGGCAGUAGAAGGGAUGUUGAAGAUCUAUUGGGAUGUGAAGAGACCUAUCAGACUAAAGAAAGAUGACGAGUCUUUUCCACAAAAAUCUCCUCCUCCCAGAGUUCAACCAGGCUUGGAUAACUUGGAGAAAAGGGUUAAUGCGCCUGGUCUCUCCAGGAGUGGUCCCCUGCGCAGCAGAUCAUACAAAGCAGCUCAAAAAUCUUGGGAUCCUGGAGACACGCCAGCCAACGCAGCCUCGCUGGACUCAGGCUUCCUGUUUGGCAGUAGUUCCCGACCACGCCUAACCAGUGACUCCAGUGAGCCCGCACGCACACAGCCACACACAAAAGUCCUGGGGAGACCCAAAAGUGACCUCUGGGACAUCAAGCAGAACUGCUUGAGGAGGAGAUAUUCCAUCAACGGCCACAUCUACAACAGCAGGACUGCAGUGUUUACCCCUGCCCAUGGUAGCAUGACCAACGUCAGACUCAACAGUAGGAUGACAACACCACAAGUUGUUGAACUGCUCCUCAGCAAGUUCAGAGUUGAGAAUGAUUCAGAGGACUUUGCUCUGUAUGCUGUCCAUGCAACUGGAGAGUUCCGAAGACUGAAGGACACAGACACCCCCCUUAUUGAAAGAGUACUCCUGGGACCAAGUGAGGAUGUAGCCAAGAUAUUUAUCAUGGAGAAAUCUGCCGAGGAGGACAUUCCUUUAGAGGUUGGGCAGUACAUGAAGUUCCCUAUUCCUGUUCUGGAAAGUAUCCUGACAAAGUUUACUGAACAGGAGGAAAAAGAAAUAGAGGACAUCAGACAAAGAUAUGAGGCAGAGAAGAAGCGGCUGAGAAGAUACAUGACUGUCAUGAGUACAGCUGUCUAGCCCAACCCUCAGCAGUAGAAAGCAGUAAGCUGUGUACAAGUGUCUGUCUCACAGCACCACUAACUCUUAUGGCAACAAACUUUAGUUUGGUUAUCACAAUAUCUUAUUCCAUCAGAACCUUUAGCAUGCUACUGGCCACAUUUGUUGCCCAUACUGUGGAG